This is a messenger RNA of Drosophila virilis, 554 nucleotides long. It is a transcript of the gene Acam, whose product is annotated as Androcam. NCBI's taxonomy places the organism in Eukaryota, Metazoa, Arthropoda, Insecta, Diptera, Drosophilidae. The record is from RefSeq and is a predicted model, not a curated record. Gene Ontology annotation, molecular function: enzyme regulator activity; calcium ion binding.
UAUAUCUUACGAUAAGAUCCGAAAAUGAAUCAACAACCAGACCUAGGUGAUGAGCAAAUCAACGAGUACAAGGAGGCCUUCGCUCUCUUCGAUAAAAGCGGUUCGGGCAUGAUUAGUACACGGGAGCUGGGCAAUCUGAUGCGCUCACUGGGCCAGAGUCCCACCGAAGCGGAGCUCAGGGAUCUGGUCAAUGAGGUUGAUACCGUUGGUAAUGGAGAGAUUGAUUUUGCCGCGUUUUGCACACUGAUGAGCAAACAAUCGCACGAGAAUGAUUCCGACGAGGAGUUACGCGAGGCUUUUAAGAUCUUUGACAAGGACGAGGAUGGUUUCAUAUCACCGGCCGAGCUGCGCUUUGUCAUGAUCAAUCUGGGUGAGAAGCUGACCGACGAGGAGAUCGAUGAUAUGAUACGUGAGGCAGACUUUGACGGUGAUGGCAAAAUCAACUAUGAAGAAUUUGUUUAUAUGAUUACACAAAAGUAACAUGUUUCAUUAUUAAUAUUUUUCCAAUUCUCAAUUACACACUAGUUCAAAUUAAAGCUGUAACCAACUGAAAA